AUGAGGAGGUGUGUCAUAAGAAUGCAGGCGGACCGUCAGGGAUGUUUCAAAUUCUACAUCCCAAACUCACUUCAGUUAAUGACUAUGUGGGCGUCUCUAAACCAGAGACUUUUCAUUUUCCUCCUCGUGCUGCUACCAUUUAGCAGAAGAAGAGUGAAGAGGAGGAGACAGGAUUUGGGUUUUUGAAAUGGAUUUCAUGCGCUUUAGCCAUCUUCCGGAGACCUGGGUGAUUGAGGGCCCCCAGGAGAGAGUAGCUAUGGAGGGCCAGUGGGAAGGAGGUGAAUCUGGAGAGUCCAUCACGCUUUCAGGGGCCACUUUCAUGUCUAAAUCUAACGUGGGGACACUGAUGCGGUCUGAUACAGAGGAUUCUGGGGUGGAGAUCUGUUCUGAGGCUUCUCUCCCCUCCUCUCCUCCCUCUGUGUCCAUGAGUAAUACAGAUAUUGAUCCUACAGUCAGUGACGAGGAUGGAUUCCCCUCUACCUCUCCUCCAUGCUCUCCUGUCUUCUCUCUGCCAUCUUCUUGCUCCUCUUCCUCCCUGUCCCUCUGCCCCAGGGCUCAGCGGCACAGGGAGAUGGCUGCGGUCAUGCACCUAAAAUUGGAGCAGGCACUGAGGAGGGCAGACUCUGGAGACAAAGACGCUGUGCCCCGACAGCGGUGUCACACGGCUUCACUACCAUCACCUCACUCAGUGACCCGUAUACAGAGGGCAGGUCACAGGUCAGGGAGUGCUGGUCUGAGGAGGACAGUCAGCCAGUCAGUAGUGGAAGAACAGGCCUCAACGGCUGUGCUGCAGCACAGAGGAGGGCUCUGCCCACAUCACAACACUCUGCCUGCUCAGACUGACACAGAGAUCAGGGAGAAGGAUGUGUGUGAGGAGGAGUAUGAGGGGCUCACCCCUGGGCUGGGCUACCUGGAGCAGGUAUGCCGGAUGCUGGAGGAGAUCGCCAGGCUACAGCUACGUAACCAAGGGUUACAGGUGGAGAUGGAUGCUCUCCGGGAGCAGCAGCGGAGCCAGAAUUCAGAACGCAACCAGUGUGACUUCAAGGCUUCUGAGGAAGGCGGCCCCUCUGCCAAUGAAAGACUUGAAGUCAAAGAUUAUGAGGACUUACCCUACCAAUCAUCUGAUAGCAAUAGUAAUGUGCAUCAGCAUUUUCGACUUAGGUCAACAUCGGACAUAACACUCAUGAUGGGACAUCUAAAGAAGGGGAAGGAAGUGUCUGGAAGGAGGUACCGGACAAUAGAGUAUCUACUUGAGCAUCCCGAGGAUGAUGAAAAGCAGGAAAAAGAAGAAGCAGGAAAGAAAGAACGGGGAAGUAGGACAAAGACCUGGAAGCUGAAGAUUGGUUCUCUGAAGAGGGAGACCACAGAGAAAAGCAGCCAACAGAUGAAUUCAUCCGUGAAGAAAGCUAGCGGGCGUUGGUUGGGACAGCUGUUCAGGAGCAGGAAAGCUGUGCCAGAAUGAGAAGAGCAGAAUGUUCCAACAUUACAGUCAUUGGUAACAUUCCUCCUCUAAGACUUGGAGAAUGAGGACAUAUACUGUAGCACUUUUUGCACAAAGCUGUGGAGGAAUAGGACUCAAAUCUAUUUAGUCAUCUCAUUAUAUGGAUAUUGACAUGUAUAUUUAUUGUCUAAUUCUUAGUAAUUAAAUAGGAAUUUUAAUGUGAUCACAGUGAUCAUUGUCCCACAGUAUGUUUUAAAGAUACCAAACAGCAAAAUACGCAGUAAGGCCUGAGGGGGUGUGGUAUAUGGUCAAUAUAAUAUUGGCUAAGGUGCUGUUCUUCGGUACGAUGCAACGCUGAGUGCCUGGAUACAGGCCUUAGCCAUGGUAUAUUAGCCAUAUAUUACAAACCCCGAAGGUGCCUUAUUAUCUAUUAUAAACUGGUUACCAACGUAAUUAGAGCAGUAAAAAUAAAUGUUUUGUCAUACCUGUGGUGUACGGUCUGAUAUACCACGGCUUUCAGCCAAUCAGCAUUCAGCGCUCGAACCACCCAGUUUAUAAUCUGAUUUAGCCACUCUCUCUUGUAUUCAGGAUCCUGAGUUGGCUCUAGAAAAUGUCUCCUCCAUAUUUUUUCACUCCAUAUACACGCCCCUUUUAAACAAUUCAGAGGCAAAGAUAAAUAUAACCGUUGGUUUUCUUAUGAGCUAUCUGAGGAGUAUUUCUGUCUGUAAUAAAGCCCUUUUGUGGGCUCCCAAGUGGGUGGGCCUAUGCCCUCCCAGGCCCACCCAUGGCUGCGCCCCUGCCCAGUUGUGAAACCCAUAGGUUCAGGCCUAUUGAAUUUAUUUAAAUUCCUUCUAUGAACUGUAACUCAGUAAAAUCUUUUAAAUUGUUGUAUGUUGCAUUUAUAUUUUUGUUCAGUAUAAAUCAAGCUAUUUUUUAAGCUCUAUCUCAGGAUUUUGAAAAAUCAAGUCCUGUCUGAAUCUGGCAUUAUAACUGAGAAGAAUGGGAUAAGUGAUGCUUUUAAUCGUCAUUUUAUCUCGGCAGGCUUUUUACUUGAGAGAAACGGUGGUUUAAUUGACCCUGGUCAGUCAAUAGACUGCUCUUCACUCUGCCAGCCUCUCACUGACUCGACAGUUAACCCGUCAACUUGUAGUUAAUCUUUGUUUUCAUUUAAACAUUUUACUACCUGGGAUGUGCUAGAUGCCUUGCUUAUGAUUGAUGUAAAUAAAAAUACACUGUGACUGA
This is a messenger RNA of Salmo salar (Atlantic salmon), 2683 nucleotides long. RefSeq lists its product as uncharacterized. NCBI's taxonomy places the organism in Eukaryota, Metazoa, Chordata, Actinopteri, Salmoniformes, Salmonidae. The record is from RefSeq and is a predicted model, not a curated record.